UGUUUUCAUUCUGGCGCCAAAAUGUAGUGCCAACAAGUAACAUAUAACAAAGUCAAGUGUUAAUGUUUAUUUUCUAUUUAAGUGUUUUUUUUAUUAAUUAAAAAUCAGUUAUUUUGACAUAAAAAUUAUUAUAACCAUGAAGGAUCUUACUCAUUAUUUUGCUGAUCCAUUAAAAUCACCGGAUACACAAUCCACAGUAUCUAAAGAGGUUAAUGAUGUAAAAUUAUCAGAAAAAUCAACGAAAUCUAAUUCUACUACGAAAAAACGUGGAAGAAAAAAAAAGAAAUCAACAUCUCCUAAUUGCAAUGAGUCAAAAAAAAAUAAAUGUGAGUUAGAUAUAGAAAUUAGUAAACCUACAGCUAAAGCUAUAAAUGGUGGUGGUAUUGGUAUGGAUAACAAUGUACAUAACACUCCAACAGCAACUUGUGUAAAGGAUAAAAAAGAAAAAAUUAUUAGUGAAGGUUCUACAGAUUUGAACUCUGAAAAAAAUGUAAAUAAUCUUUCUCCAGACAAUUUAGAAAGAAAAAAAAAUAAUGCCACAGAAUCCCAACAGAAUGGACAUGAAACAAAUGGUUUUGUACAAAACAAUGAAAAUGGUUGUAUUAUUAAGAAUGAUAAAAAUGAAGAAAACAAUGGAAUGUCACAUGUGGAAAAAAAUGAAAAUUCAUCGGAACAGAUUUUAGAAACAGUGAAACCGGAAGAUUCUAAAAUUCAAAAAGAGAAAAAGAAAAGACGUAAAGAAAAUGUAAAAGCCCUUGCUGAUAAGAAAGGAUUUACUAAACGAAAAGAAAUGGAAGAUAAAGAAACCGAAGAAAUGGAAAAAACUUUACAAUCACGUAAAAAUGUAUUUACUGAUGUUCCAAAGAGAGAUGAAAAUCUACCUGAAAUUGUUCACAAACCUCCAGCAUAUAGUUUAUUAAAUUAUUUCAGUAAAUCAACACCAGAGCAGAGAUUAAAAGAAGAAGCAGCAAAAUGUAAAAUAUCCGUUAAAGCCGAUGUACAUUCUCCCAAAGAAGAUAUCUCAGAUACACCACCAAAUUCUACACCAAUAUCGCGUCCAAAAAAUUCCCAAAAAAAGAAAAAAAAAGCUGAAAUAAAGAAAGCACUCUCUCAAAUGGAUGAAAUACAAUUUAUAAGAUCUGAAAGUAUAAGCCCACCGCCUGUGCUACAAGAGAAGAAAAAAAUCAAUAAACCAAAAUGGAAAAUACAGUUUCAAAAUGAUAAUUUUGCAGAUUCUGGAAAUGACAGUGAGACUUCAUCUCCAAAACGAAAAUUAAAAAUACAAAAUGAAAAUAAAAAAUCAGAUGAAAUUAAUGAUAAAACAUCAACAGUUUUAAAAGCAAUUGAAAAUGCAACAAAAGUAGAAAAUUCUGAUACAGAAAUUACACCAACAAGAAGAUCUCUAAGAUGUAAAGCACGUAAAAAAAUAAAAGAUACAUUGAAUAUUGAUGAUUGUAACGAAUUGGACAAAGUCGAUAAAUUGAAAAAUUUGGACUCUAAAAUUAAUGAUAAUAAUGAAUCAUUUGAUGGUGAUAUAAUAAUUCUUAAGGAAGUUGAAACAAAACGAUCGGCACCAGAAAAAAUUGCACCACUUUUUAUUAAAAAACGAAAAUUAGAUCCAGCUGUUCUUGAAGCUCGUCGAAUAUUUUUACAAUCAGAUAUGAUAGAAAAUGAAAAUCGUCCAACAAAACGAAAACCAAGUCCCAUUCGUAAUCCUACAUUACCAUUUCCAAUAAUUACACACAUUACUCAGCUGGAUUCUGAAAAUAAUCAUUUUGAAACUAAUGAAAUUAAAUUACCAAUGAAAUCAAUUUCAAAUUAUUUACUUUCACUGGAUGUAAGUAAAUUUAAUAAUAUGACAAAGAUCAAUUGUUUGCCUUUGGAACGAUGUUUAACGACUUUUGACACAACCAAUUUGAAUAUUGAAGAAUCAUUGAAUGAAAUUGAAACACGUUGUAAUGAUGCAAGGAAAAUGUGGAAAAAUAUAUCGUUAACGGGAAAAGGUGAAAAUUUAAAAAAAUCUCCAAAAGUACGUACAUCAAAACGUCGAUCAUCAAGUAAAAAAAUUGUGAUUGAAGAAGAGGAAAAUGUCGAUAAUGUUUGGAUUCAUAAAUAUAAACCAAGAAGCAUUGAAGAAAUCGUUGGCAAUGAGGAACCAGCAGGAAAAUUGAAAAAUUGGUUAGAAAAAUGGAAAAUACCAUCGAGAAGAAAUAUUGAUAAUAGCGAUGAUGAUGAUUUUUAUUCGUCUGAUUGUUCGAGUACAUGCUCUAGUGCUGAUUAUAAUCAAGUUGCAAUUUUAAUUGGUCCUUACGGCUGUGGAAAAACUGCGAGUGUUUAUGCAGCCGCUGAAGAAUUAGGUUACAGUAUUUUGGAAAUAAAUGCCUCAUCUCGACGAACAGGUAAGAAAAUUCUCAAGGAAUUGGAGGAAGCGACAAAAUCGCAUAGAAUUAAAAAAUCAGAUAUGAAGCAAACAUUAUUAAAAUCAAAAGUUGAGGAGAAAAAAAUUCCUCAAAAUUCAUUGAUACUGAUGGAGGAUGUGAAUAUUAUUUUCGAAGAAGAUGAGGGUUUUAUUUCGGCCGCUUGUCAUUUGGCUUCGAAUACAAAACGUCCAAUAGUUAUGACUUGCAGUGAGAAAUGUUCUCAUUUAAAUAAAUUAGCACCCCAACAAAUUCAAAUUAAAUUCCAAAGUACUUCCGGUGAUCGUGCCUCGGCUUUAUUGGAAUUGAUUUCCCUGGCUGAAACUGGACGAAAACUCUCCCUCUCUUGUGUUGAGAAUCUUUUGGCGAGUGGCGAUUUGAGAAAAGCUUUACUUCAACUCCAGUAUUUAUUGUCAACUGGAGAUUCACAUGUUUUACCACCUUUAGUCGAUACUCAUAAUCGUAAUGGUAUUUCUCUUUGGCAAAAAGUCCCUCAGUGUAUAUAUAAAUCGGCAAUUAAGGAAAGUAAACGACGAAAGAAAAUAUCAUCACAGGAAACUGCCAAGGAUGUGGAUAUUUUGAAUCAAAUAGCCAAUGAUCUUGAGAAUGUAUCAUUAAUAUCAACAUUAAUUGAACUCGAUGAUAUUUCACUUAAUUAUCAAAAUUUAAAAUCAGUUAUGAAUUUAUCAAUAACUGAGGAUAUGAGAUCUUAUUCACAUACAAAGAGUAUAAGUUCAAAUAUUGCCGAUUGGUUGACUAGUGAAAUAAUGCAAAAAAAAGAAGAUACCGAACAAAAUUCAACGAAAAUUUUAUCAUCAAUGCUAAAACGAAGAAAAGCUGUUAAUGGCAUAAAUUCCGUAUUAUCGACAAUAACCUCAUUUAAUGAUCAAAGAAUUUUAUCAGAAGAUUAUUUACCCAGUAUUCGUACAAUUUGUAGAGCUGAGGAAUUACGAAAUUCUUCAAAUAAUAAAAGGGGAAAUAGAUUUUUUCACUAUCUCAAUGGAACAAAAUUACCAUCAAAUUCCACGAAUAUUCUGACAGCUUCUUGUAAAAUUUUUCAGGAGAAAUCAGAAUAAUUUUUUUUAAAACGAUCUCUUGUGUAAUAUAUCCUUUUUUUAAGAUAAGUAUUUUUAUAAAAAUAACGCAUUCUAUAAAGUGCCUCUGUAAACAUUUUUUUUUAAGUUUUACAUAGCAUGUCACGAGUCAUAUACACUCUACAUUU
Messenger RNA from Leptopilina boulardi, 3639 nucleotides. RefSeq names its product ATPase family AAA domain-containing protein 5 (gene elg1). Gene Ontology annotation, cellular component: nucleus. Gene Ontology annotation, molecular function: DNA clamp unloader activity; DNA binding; ATP binding. The transcript has 6 exons. The coding region runs from base 137 to 3493 and encodes 1118 amino acids. Lineage: Eukaryota; Metazoa; Arthropoda; Insecta; Hymenoptera; Figitidae. The record is from RefSeq and is a predicted model, not a curated record.